AUGCCGCCACUCAAGUGCAGAACUGUCUUUCUCAAGAUACUCACAUACUUCAUAGAAGCUUUUCGUUCAUUACUCACAUUUUUCACCUUUUCCAAACAUGCUUCUUUCCAUCCCGCCGCGAACGCGUCGGAUAUCGAGGAGGGCAUUAUGAAGGAAAAGGGAUUCAUAUCCGUCAAUCAAUGUUCACCGGUAUUCGAAACGGUGACAGAGAUCCAGUUUCCUCCUACCUUGGUGUCCAACGCCCUCGAAGGAGAUUUGGUCGAAGUCAGCCUCUCACAGGAGGACAUCGCAAAAAACAUUGCAGAUCAGAGCGAUACCUCUGUUGGUCAGCAGCGCCUUUUCGAUUCGGAAGCACUAAAGUCUGCAUUUGCAUCCAAGAAAUCCAAGCUCCUAGAUAUCCUCGACCAGUUCCCUCUUCCACCCCCCUCAAGACCGCCUUCGAUAGCUUCGACAUGCACCACAGCCCGCAGCCCAACCACAGUGCACUCCCCGCUCCAACCGUGUCUCCUGGCCGAAUCCAACCCACCAACCACGCCCAUCCCAUUCCCAAUCAUAGAUGCCAAUCCCCACAGUCAGACUGAAAAGCCAGAGGCUGAAAUUAAGAAGAAGCGGAGAUUGACGCUGCGCAAGGUCCCGAGCGCUCCUAACCUGGACGCGAAGCGUACUCCUAGAAAACUGGUGAUUUCCCUGCCGUUGACCCAUAUCCCUAAAGCGAGCACCGAUCUUGACGCGAAUAUCCCUCCUGUUCCACCUAUCCCUUCUGGACACGUAGAUUCUGAAGUGACUGGAACUGUGGCCAGUGAACCUCUUGAGACGAUGGACCUAAACGAACUUGAACGACCACGCUACCCGACAUCUCGUUCACCCACUUCUUCUCCCAUCUCCCGCCGCUCUUCUCUCGUCUGGUUUGCCGAUGGCGGGUCGAGUAGCCACGGACACUCCAGCGAAUCCCAGUACACCUGCGCCGACACCACAUUCACCUCCAAAGUGGCUACCCCUCCUCUCCCUUCUAGUUCUGGAUGUGCCGACUCUAGCAUUGUCAUCACCUCGGCGACAAGUCCUGCUCUAGGUUCCAAUACUGGUCACUCUGAUUCUGGGAACGGUGCGACAGCGAUCUCAGGAUGGAACAAAUCGAAGGACCAAAAGCUCGCCAUGACUCGAUCAAUGACGGUAACACACGGCCUGAGCCUCCCGCCACCAUUCUUGCUCGCAACGUCCACAUCUGCUCCAUUUCCCAAACCCCAGCCUUCAUCUACCCCGCUCCAUCCUGCUCUUGCUCCUAGAAUUCCCGGGACACCGCUCUGGACACCUCCACCACCGAACAACCACCACGAAUGGAUCAAAGACUGGCGAGACGACAUGUACACUGUGCUUCAGGGAUUCAAGGAAGUUAGUGUGGAGAUGCAAGAAGAUAGUUUCCGAAACGUGUUCGAUGGCGAUGCCUCAGCUGAAUCUGCUUCUGCCGUUUCAUCCGUCGACAGUGGCUACAUGUUCGCUUCUCCCUCCGAUGUUCUAAACCUCUCCUCGCCAUCCGACAUUCUCAACGUUUCGUCCCUGCGGUACGAGGAAGGCUCUUCCCUCGAUGAUAUGGUGAUGGGUACCAGCAUGAUGGGGGCGAGGAACAUGAAGUAUUAUUCGGCCAGUUCAGAUUCGAGCUUCGAUAGGAACUGGGAACUCAAGGGGGCAACGGAGAGGAGGGAGAAUAGCAGCGAAGACCGGGCUGAAGAGCGGGAUGGAAACUGGAUGGAGGGACCAGGACUAGGAUAA
Molecule: messenger RNA, 1767 nt
Organism: Coprinopsis cinerea okayama7#130
Lineage: Eukaryota; Fungi; Basidiomycota; Agaricomycetes; Agaricales; Psathyrellaceae
Exons: 5
Coding region: 1-1767 (588 amino acids)
Source: RefSeq, a predicted model, not a curated record